GCAGGGGCAGGGGCCUUGGAGGCUGAUAUCUUACUUGCCACAGGUGACCGCGGAACGCCCCGAGACCCAGCUGGAGCCAAACGCUGAUUCUAGGAUGAAAAGCAAGCCCAGGUGCUGGAUGCAGCGCAGGAAGCGCUCCACAGCGCCUCCGCCCAGAGCCCGGUGUCAAUUGCGCGGGCGGGGCAACACCGGAAGGUGCGCUGGCUGGAAACCACAAAAGCCGGGCGCAGGCUUCGCCCGUGUUGUAGUCCCACAAGCGCGAACUCGUCUCGUCCCAGGGCUGCUGCUCCUAGCAUGGCGGGCCAGCCAGGCGCUGCGGUCCAGGGCGAUCAGUGGACGUCCGCCCAGUCCCUGGACGGGCUGGGGAUGCCGCCUUCCCUGCCGCGGAUUCGCACUCGGCCGUGGUGGUUUCCUGUGCAGGAACUGAGAGACCCGUUGGUGUUUUACCUGGAGGCAUGGCUGGCUGACUCUAUCUUUGGCCCAGACCGAGCCACAAUUCCUGAAUUGGAGUGGAUGAACCAGGUCCUGCUGACGGUGGACAUAGUAAACUCUGGGAGCUUAGUAGAAAUCACCAUUUUCGGACAGCCCCGUGUACAAAAUCGCAUGAAGAGCCUGCUCCUGAACUUGGCGUCAGGGUACCGAGAACAUCGUGCCCGAGAGGAGAAGAUGAAACAACUUGAGCAGUUUUUGAAGGCACGUGCGUCAGAUCCCCAGACUCCCCAGCUUCCUGUCGGAUAAGUACUGUCAGGAGCGUUAGGGGAACAGACCUGCUUCUGCUACUGAAGUUCAACAGAAGCAAUUAUCCUUACAUCUCAGCGUUCUUUUUCCUUUUACUUGAUGGAUAGUGGUUUGAUUAUUUUGAUGCAAAUGUGAAUGCUGUUGUAGUAAACAAAUGAAUUCCCCCUUUUGUUCGAUGGCACAAAGUACUUUGCUCAGUUAAAAUUAAAUU
Messenger RNA from Phyllostomus discolor (pale spear-nosed bat), 949 nucleotides. RefSeq names its product oocyte expressed protein (gene OOEP). The record is from RefSeq and is a predicted model, not a curated record. Gene Ontology annotation, biological process: embryonic pattern specification; establishment or maintenance of apical/basal cell polarity. Gene Ontology annotation, cellular component: protein-containing complex; apical cortex. Gene Ontology annotation, molecular function: RNA binding. NCBI's taxonomy places the organism in Eukaryota, Metazoa, Chordata, Mammalia, Chiroptera, Phyllostomidae. Bases 295 to 738 code for a protein of 147 amino acids. The transcript has 3 exons.